Oppiella nova is the source of this 749-nucleotide messenger RNA. Lineage: Eukaryota; Metazoa; Arthropoda; Arachnida; Sarcoptiformes; Oppiidae. The record is from the annotation of a GenBank genome assembly.
AUGGAUUGUGUCGAGUAUUUCAUAUCAUGCGAAAUAUUCAAAGAAAUUUUAGAAUGCGUUCAGUAUUUGCAUGAAUCGAAACCACAGAUCAUUCACAGAGACCUCAAACCCGAAAACAUAUUGAUUGUAAAGAAUGUAAGGAACGGCAGAUUUUUGAAGUUAUGUGACUUCGGUUUAGCUACAGUUCACGACAAACGCAUUCACGACAGAACUUCACAAAAACAUACCCCAGAUAUUGGAGACUACAGAUAUGUAGCCCUGGAAAUUCUCGCCAUCAUACACGGGAACAAAUGAAAUUCUAAACUCACCAGUGUCAGAAUUAUACAAACUAUUGUCUUCAAUGAUUUUAUUGAAUUGGACUAAAAGGCCGGAAUGUAGUCAAGUGUUGGGUAAAUAUGAAGAGUGGGCUAUCAAUAAGAAUAUUCUUACAAAUGAUACAGAGUUUGAUUCAAAAAUGAACCUCCUUCGCGAAAAUAUUAAUCCUUUUUUCUAUGAGUUCUUAUCAUUAAAAUUGCAAUAAUAAAAUAAUAAUUAUUGUAAAAUAUUAUAUACAGAUAAUAACUUAAUUACGAUUAAAGAACUUAAAUAAUAAAAACGGUGUAUCGAUACGAAUAUAUAAUAUUUAGCUAAGAUACGGAAGAUUAGUUAAUUUGAUAUAUUGUGAUACAUUUAUAAUUUUUAAUGAUUUUAUUUUGAUGCCGAUUUUGGAAAUUGAAUUAAUUAAAAAUAUUUAUUUUUAAAUGUUAAUA